GAAUUUGUUUGUCCAUCUGACAAGGAGGCCAGCGAGGAGGCCAGAUACCAUUAGGUGUGCUGUCAGUGUGGACGGUGGCUGAGCCGGUCAGGACAGCGCCACAGCGCCGCCUCCUGUGGCCUCUAGCCUUGCUUCUCAGGACGGCAGAACUGAAGCUGCGAGAUGGCCGAGCAGGACCCCGGGGGCAUCAGCCCCCUCCAGCAAAUGGUGGCAUCAGGCGCUGGGGCUGUGGUCACCUCUCUCUUCAUGACCCCCCUGGAUGUGGUGAAGGUCCGCCUGCAGUCUCAGCGCCCCUCGGUGGCCAGUGAGCUGAUGCCUCCAUCCAGACUCUGGAGCCUCUCCUACGCCAAAUUGCCCUCCUCUCUCCAAUCCACAGGGAAGUGCUUCCUGUACUGCAAUGGUGUCCUAGAGCCCCUGUACCUGUGCCCGAAUGGUACUCGCUGUGCCACCUGGUUUCAGGACCCCACUCGCUUCACUGGCACCGUGGAUGCCUUUGUGAAGAUCGUGAGACACGAGGGCACCAGGACCCUGUGGAGUGGCCUCCCAGCCACCCUGGUGAUGACUGUGCCAGCCACUGCCGUCUACUUCACCGCCUACGACCAACUCAAGGCCUUCCUGUGUGGGCGAGCCCUGACCUCUGACCUCUAUGCGCCCAUGGUGGCUGGCGCCCUGGCCCGCCUGGGCACCGUGACUGUGAUCAGUCCCUUGGAGCUGGUUCGAACAAAGCUGCAGGCUCAGCAUCUGUCGUACCGGGAGCUGGGCACCUGCGUCCGAGCUGCUGUGGCUCAGGGCGGCUGGCGCUCACUGUGGCUGGGCUGGGGUCCCACUGCCCUCCGCGAUGUGCCCUUCUCAGCCCUGUAUUGGUUCAACUACGAGCUGGUGAAGAGCUGGCUGACUGCGUUCAGGCCAAAGGACCCAACCUCCGUGGGCAUCAGCUUUGUGGCUGGCGGCAUCUCAGGGACGGUGGCGGCCAUCCUGACUCUACCCUUCGACGUGGUGAAGACUCAACGCCAGGUCGCGCUUGGAGCGGUGGAGGCUGUGAGAGUGACGCCCCCGCGCGCCAUCUCCACCUGGCUGCUGCUGCAGAGGAUCCGGGCCGAGUCGGGCACCAGGGGGCUCUUUGCAGGCUUCCUCCCGAGGAUCGUCAAGGCCGCCCCCUCCUGCGCCAUCAUGAUCAGCACGUAUGAGUUCGGCAAAAGCUUCUUCCAGAGGCUCAACCGGGAACAGCCUCUGGGCCCUUGAAAGGAGUGAGGGGACAGGGACCCCAUCUCUUCCACGGGUGGGGUGAGGCAGGAGGAGACUGAGCCAAGUGCCUUUUCCUCAGCACUGAGGGGAGGGGCCCCGUUUCUCUUUCCUCUCCGCUCUGAGCCCCAGGCCCCCCACCCCAGACCUCUUCCUGCUGCUCCCCAUUCCCCAGCCCCGUGAAUCAUCUCUCCCCCCCACGUUCAAGACCAAAUCUGCUAACUACCCGCACCCCCCAUUCCCUGGUGUGUCUGCUGUAGCCGGGCCUGCCCCUGAAAGCCUGCGGGCCUGGCGUGGUCUGCACCCGCCUCUGUUAAUUCCUUGAGUCUAAAGAUGAUAAACUUCUUUCCAGUG
Messenger RNA from Sus scrofa (pig), 1596 nucleotides. It is a transcript of the gene SLC25A39, whose product is annotated as solute carrier family 25 member 39. Gene Ontology annotation, biological process: mitochondrial transmembrane transport. Lineage: Eukaryota; Metazoa; Chordata; Mammalia; Artiodactyla; Suidae. The record is from RefSeq and is a predicted model, not a curated record. Gene Ontology annotation, cellular component: mitochondrion.